AACAGUGGACAGUGUUUCAAUUAAAGGUCGCCUCACCUGCCUCAACGAACAAAUCACAAUGGUUAAAUCCUCUCUGUGCAAUUCCUUCCUUUCGCCCCUUGUAUACCAUAACAAAUGAAUGAAAAUCAGAAAGGAAAAUAGAGAGAGGGACACACACGCUCACUCUACAAUCUACAAUCCAGAGAAACUCAUGCAUAAAAAUGAGGCAACCUCCACCAGGCAACAGCUAUUGCCAAAUUUAGCUAACAACGAUUGUCAGAUGUUUUGUCCAACGCUAAACCCUCUUUCUCUAUCUCUCUGAGAAUUGAGAAACAACCCCCCAAAUCCUUCAUCUUCAUCAACUUUUAUGGGUGGACAAUCAGGGAAAUGGAUGAUACUUGUGGCGACAAUAUGGAUACAGGCUUUCACAGGCACAAACUUCGACUUCUCCUCCUACUCCUCCGACCUCAAAUCUGUUCUGGGGAUUUCUCAGGUGCAGCUUAACUAUCUGUCUAUGGCCUCUGAUAUGGGCAAGGCAUUGGGCUGGUGUUCUGGGGUCUCCCUUUUGUAUCUUCCCAUGUGGGUGGUCAUUUUCAUUGCUGCCUCCAUGGGAUUCUUUGGUUAUGGCCUCCAAUGGCUUGUCAUUCGGAAAUUCAUCUCUUUGCCUUAUUUCCUGGUAGUCAUACUGUGCUUGUUGGGAGGUUGCAGCAUCUGUUGGUUCAACACAGUUUGCCAUGUUCUAUGCAUCAAAAACUUCCCAACCAGCCUACCACUUGCCCUGUCUCUCAGUGUCAGUUUCAAUGGGGUAAGUGCAGCUCUAUACACCCUCAUUGCCAAUGCAAUUAACCCAAAUGAUGAUACACUUUACCUCCUUCUGAACGCACUUGUCCCUCUCUUUGCAUCUACCCUCACCCUCAUCCCCAUCCUCCUCCGCCGACUCCCUCUUCAACCAAUUAAUUCGGCUGAUAGCGCCAUACACCACGACUCCCUCAUUUUUCUUAUCCUUUACAUUCUAGCUGCUUUCACUGGCGUCUAUCUCCUUUUCCUUAAUUCCAUAUCCUCUAUUCUGCAUAGAGCCCAUCUUCUCCUACUUGGUGCUAUUAUUCUCUUACUUCUACCCUUAUGUCUGCCUGUUAUUGCAUAUGCUAGGGAGUGGUCUAGUCCAAGUGUCCAUUAUACUUCCCGUUUAAAAAACUCCUCCUUUAUUGACCCUGAGGCUGAUGAGCUUCAUAAAGAACUUAUUGGAAAGGAUACUGCUGCUGCUGCUGCUACUUGCCCUACUACUUACGAAGUACCAGUGAUAGAAAAGGAAGGCUGUUUUGGGAAGGUGAUCAUGGAGAAAGAUAGGCUAACUAGUCUGGGCGAGGAGCAUCGAGCUGGAUUGCUAAUCCAUCGCCUAGAUUUUUGGCUAUAUUUUGUGUCAUAUUUUUGUGGAGGGACAUUGGGACUGGUUUACAGCAACAAUCUUGGGCAGAUUUCAGAGUCACUUGGAUACACUUCCCAUACUAGUUCUCUUGUCAUGCUCUACUCCUUGUGCUCCUUCUUUGGGCGUUUACUCUCAGCUGCCCCAGAUUUCCUUCAUGACAAGGUGUAUUUUGCAAGGACUGGGUGGCUUGCAGUUGCACUAUUGCCAGUACCAAUGGCAUUGUUUUCGCUGGCUGCAUCAGGUAGUGAGGUAGCAUUGCAUGCAGGCACAGCUCUGAUUGGUCUAAGCUCAGGCUUUGUUUUCUCAGCAGCAGUCUCAAUCACAUCAGAGCUGUUUGGCCCAAACAGCGCUGGGAUCAACCACAACAUCCUCAUCACCAACAUUCCAAUUGGUUCACUCUUCUAUGGUCUUGUUGCUGCGAUAGUGUACGAUUCCAAUGAAGGCAGUAGUGGUCUAGACCAGAGCUUAUUGAAGGAAGCAACGGUUUGCAUUGGCAGAAAAUGCUAUUGGCAGACGUUUAUGUGGUGGGGGUGUUUUUCGCUCUUGGGGUUAGGUUCCAGUUUCUUGCUAUUCAUACGAACCAGGCCAGCUUAUGAUCGGUCUGAGAGGAAUAACCGGUGUGUGCCACCACCAUCCUCCUCUGACAACCAAAUUUUAUUAUGUACAUCUUGAAGUUGAAACUAUAAUGUGUUAUCAAAACCAUUGAUACACAGUGAAAGAGAUGUGUCAAUUUGUUCCUCUCCUCCCGAGUACCGUCAUGGAAACAUAUAUACAAGGUAACGAACGAACGGAUAAGAGAUUAGUUAUCUUA
Ziziphus jujuba (common jujube) is the source of this 2216-nucleotide messenger RNA. RefSeq names its product protein NUCLEAR FUSION DEFECTIVE 4. The record is from RefSeq and is a predicted model, not a curated record. Lineage: Eukaryota; Viridiplantae; Streptophyta; Magnoliopsida; Rosales; Rhamnaceae. The transcript is spliced from 3 exons. Gene Ontology annotation, cellular component: membrane. Bases 347 to 2077 code for a protein of 576 amino acids.